UCUGGCUGUUUUUCUGUGUGUUUUCUUAUCUUACACAUUAAAAGAAGUUUUUUUUUGUGGUUUGCUGGUAGUUGACAUACCAGCACACAGAAUAGUAGACCUGCCACCAGGACAACUAAAGCCUCUCGCUGCUUUCUCAGGAUAUGAAAGAGACCACCAGUGACAUCAGAGAGACUGAACUAGGCUAAUGAAAUCUCCAGAUGCCAGCCUUCACCACAGCCACUUUGAUUAGUCAGGUUUGUUCUGUUAAUGGGCUGUGACAUGUUUCGUACCUGUAAGAUUGUGCGUGUCAUGCUUAAAUGUGACGAUAUGUCAAGUCAUAUCUUUAUCCUAAUGAAAUGAUCAGAUUGGGAGCAGCUAGUGAAGACAGCUUUUUUGCCCUUAUCUGUGUUGUUGUCAUUGCUGAGCUUCUGUGAACCAAGAGCACGAUCCUUUCAGUCCUUGUCGUGGGAAAGACUGAAAGACUGAAAUUACAUCGCUCUCAUGGUGGACUAUUUUGAGCUCCCAAAGAGAGUGGCAGAGGGCAGGCGGCAGGUUCUAGUGACUCGUCCAUACUUAGAGCAAGAGAACCCCUCUUGUCCCUCCAGCCUUCAACUUUUUACUGCUCAAACACUUUGCGAUCUUAAGGAGGAGAGAAGUGGAAGAAUGCUGUGUGCCACAAUGUCAGAUCUGGAGCCUGAUGACAACACAUCAUUUUAUAUCUUGAAUGUGGGCCAGCCCCAGUCUGUGGUCACUAACCACCAGUCUAUGAGCUUGCCUCGCCAUGGCAUGCCAUCUCACUCCCCGAUCAUCAACACUUCACGCCUUCAGACACAAAAACCAGGAUCUGAGCCCCCAAGCUAUGAUACACAAGACUCUAAGUAUGGUACCUCCCCCAUGCUGCCUUCUGCUCCUGUGGAGGCACCAAAGGCCUUUGAGUGCCCAAGUAUCCAGAUCACAUCUAUCUCCCCAAGCUGCCCGCAGGAGAUGGAUACUAACCAGGAGGAUCUAAGGGCCAAUGGCCCUGAUGGGGACUACCAUAGUGACAGGCCCUUGUCCAGGGACCACCUGUAUUUGCCACUGGAUCACUCCUACCGGGAUUCUUCUCUCAGCCCUAGUCCAUGCAGCAGCCUCUCAUCUAGGAGCUGGUUCUCUGAUGCCUCCUCUUGUGAAUCAUUUUCACAUGUCUAUGAUGAUGUUGACUCAGAGCUGAAUGAAGCAGCAGCCCGCUUUAACCUGGGCUCCCCUCUCACUUCCCCAGGCUGUCCCUCUCCUCAAACUGGUGGAGGUGGAGUUAUGGAGGAGCAGCCCCACUGGCAGCACCACCAGCCCACAUUUGUGCACCAGUCCCACUCCAUCAGCUUGUCUCCUAGACAGUCGCCCUGCCACUCGCCGCGCACCAGUGUCACUGAUGAGAACUGGCUCAGCCCACGUCCACCUUCCAGGCCUUCCUCACGUCCCACCUCACCCUGUGGGAAGAGGCGUCACUCUAGCGCUGAUAUUUGCUAUCCUGGCUCUUUAUCUCCCCAUCACUCACCCACACCCACGCCGGGACCUUCACCUAGGGGCAGCGUGACAGAGGACACUUGGGUUGGCAGUCCUUCUGUAGGCAUGUCACCAUUUCAGUGCUGCCCAUCAGAGGCAGACAUCCCUUCCAAGACCAGAAAGACCUCACAGGACAGAACAACUAUGCAGACCGGGAAAGGGGAACUGGGACUAGAUGACCAGGGAAAUAUGUCUCCUAAUCUAGACUCCCCUUCAGACGAGGCCUUGCACAGCUUGAAGAAGGAUGGGCCUGCUGAACAGUUCCUCUCGGUGCCCUCGCACUUCUCAUGGAAUAAACCCAAGCCUGGUCAUACACCUAUAUUCAGGACCUCUUCACUGCCUCCUCUAGAUUGGCCGCUGCCAAGCCAGUUUGGCCAGUAUGAACUGAAGAUAGAGGUACAACCCAAAGCCCACCACAGAGCACACUAUGAGACUGAAGGCAGCCGAGGGGCCAUCAAAGCAGCAUCCGGUGGCCAUCCAGUUGUAAAGCUAAUUGGCUACAAUGAGAAGCCCAUCAACCUGCAGAUGUUCAUUGGAACAGCAGAUGACCGUUACUUGAGGCCGCACGCCUUCUACCAGGUGCACCGGAUCACUGGGAAAACCGUAGCCACAGCCAGCCAAGAAAUUAUGGUCUCAAGCACCAAAGUUCUCGAAAUUCCUCUCCUCCCUGAAAACAACAUGUCAGCCAGUAUCGACUGUGCUGGCAUACUUAAGUUGCGGAACUCAGACAUUGAGCUGCGGAAGGGGGAGACGGAUAUCGGAAGAAAGAACACACGGGUCCGCGUGGUGUUCAGAGUGCACAUCCCUCAACCCAAUGGGAAGGUGCUGUCGCUGCAGGCUGCCUCCAUUCCUGUGGAGUGUUCCCAGCGGUCAGCUCAGGAACUACCCCAGGUGGAGAAAUCCAGCCUGACCAGCUGUCUGGUCAGCGGGGGAGAAGAGAUGGUCAUCACUGGUGCCAACUUUUUCCCAGAGUCUAAGGUCAUCUUCCUGGAGAAAGGCCCUGAUGGACGACCACAAUGGGAAGUUGAGGCAAAAAUAAUCCAUGAGAAAACUCAAGGUUCGUGCAUUGUGGUGGAGGUCCCUCCGUACCACAGUAAGAGCGUGAGCUCAGCCGUGCAGGUGCAGUUCUAUGUCUGCAAUGGCAAGCGGAAAAGGAGCCAAUCACAACGCUUCACUUACCUUUCAGUUAUGGUUAAACAGGAGCACAGAGACGAGCUGGACCUUCCUGCGGUACCUCCUAUUUCCAUGCCCCGGGCACCUGCUGGCAGUCUGGUGCGCACCCAGCUGCCUUCUCCUGAGCUGGGCCACCCAUCGGAUAACCUUCUGUCCAGCUCCCCUCAUGGCCUGGCCACGGGCUCCGGACCUGGCCUGCUACCCGUGCAGACCCCCUGCCCCUCCCUGGGCUCCCCAUCUUUCCAGCACCUGCCCCAGCUCCAGGGUCGCAUUUUGCAUCACCCCCCUGCAGACUGCCAAAUGACGUACCACCCGAACUCUGCUCCCCUUUCUGUUCCUCCUCAUUCUUCCUACCAGCCCAUGCAGCACAGUCAUGGUCACAGCCUGCCCUUCAACGGCCAGCCCAGCCUUUCUCCUCAGGGCUAUGAGAGGAUGCCAUUUCAGCAGAGCCCCAGUGCAACAUCACACCCAAUGGGCAUGGGAAUGUUGUACCCCUCCUCCCCUUGUUCCUCACCAACCGCUCCAUCCUCUUCAACAACCAACCCCAUUGAGGGUUCCCCACAGAGCCAGCAACCCCUCUUUCCUCCCUCAUGCUCACAUCUCCAAACGCUGGGAAGCUAUCACUGCUCUCCCACCCAGGUGCCCUCCCCAGGUGGACACCCCCUAACAGGGCAGCACUCCACACCACUGCAAAGGGCCAUGGGCUAUCACCCAGUUAGUCAAAGAUCAGCAUCAUGUCCCACAACGUCCAGCGCCCCUCCUCCAAGGAUGGUGCCCUCUCCCCACUCUGGGCCUUCUUCUCCUCAGCUCCACUCAUUGCCGUACCAGUCUCCCACCUCAUCUUCACCCACCUCAGGCGGCAGCCCCCUGGGGCCACUCCAACAGCAACAUUCAGGACAACUUUCUCCCCAGGCUACAAGCCCAGUCAUGACUAGCCUUUCUCCGGCAGGAGUGGGGCCUCUGGUUCAUCCUCUAAGCCCUCAGGGGCCCUUCCAAUCAGAUGGGGAGAGGCUGAGUAUUAAACAGGAGCCAGAGGACAGGGAGCCCACCUUCCGCUCCAUUGGCUUACAGGACAUCACACUGGAUGAUGUGAAUGAGAUCAUCGACAGAGACAUGUCCCAGUCCCCCAACCAGUCGUAGCUCGGCCCUUGCGCCAAUCCCCUGCAACUCGUAAAUCCUGCCACUUCCUCACCUCCAGUAUGGACCCAGGUGCCGGUCCGGGUGCUGGUCCUGAUGGAAGAAGGGGGUUGAAGAGAGACGAUUGUUGUCAACGGCUGAAUACAGUUGGGAGAGUCUGUUCCAAACCACAAGGAUUUGCAAGUUCACCAGCCUGAAGAAGACACUCGUCUGAUUUCUUUUAAAACUGUUUGUCCUGUGAAGAGAACUUGAUGCUGAACUACACAGAUUUAAAAAAAAAAGUGAGCAGGAGGAUGUUGUAGCCAUGCCAAGUUAGAGCCAGGGUAAAAACUGUCAGAGAACAAUAAGAAACCGUUAAAAAAAAACCCUUCUUUUUCUUCAGCUCUUUAAUGAUCAGGGCUGUCUGUGACCCUUCAAAGCACCCAGUCUUCCUGACCAAUCAGUUCUCACCUCUGUGAGUCUUGAGCACUCAACUUUUUUAAGUUUGUCUACAAGAGACAACUUAAUGCGCUGUCGUCGCCCUCUCACCAGCAUUGACCUUUCUUAUGAGAAUAAGAGAUGCUCAGUAGUGCACAAUCACAAUGAGCCAGAAGGCUGUGGCAGUGCUCUCAGUGUUGCCAAUUUCUCAGGCAACACUCUUAAGCACCAGGGUGCUAUAAAAUAUUCAGGGUUAAUUGAACAUCAGCAAAAGUGUGGCAGAACAAUUAAGAGGUGAAAUUGGCUUAAUAAUGAUCAGAACACCCAUAAUUAUUUCAGAAAAAGCUUUGCUAGCCAAGCUUUGCUGUCAGGCUGAGUGAGUAAAAUUUGCUGUAAUGAUGAUGUCCACUCUUUUUUUCCCCUUCUUUUCCCUCCUGUAAAUGAUGAAAAUAUUCAGAUUUAGAGGAGCGGGGUCCUGGCAGGUAGAACGAGCUCUUGUGGCACCGGUCUCUUUCGGAUCUGCAACAUUCCACAACUUUUUGUAAUCUUGCAGCCGUGUAGAUAUCUGUACAUUAAUUCCCAUACACCACCAUACCCUAGCUUUUCUUCUCCUUUCUCCUCUGUUUCUUUGCCUUCUUCACAUUGAACAAAUGCCUUAUUACCAGUUAGGAGCUUUCAGUGGUGGCGAAAGCUUUUUGUUUUUGUUGUUUUGCACAGCAGGCUUUAAGUUUAACUGUUUCAGAAACUGAUAUGGGGCUCGGAUUAUGCGGAUGUGAUUUCAGGAAUCCCGAUGAGGGAGAGUUGGAAGAUGCAUGAAGACGCAGAUUAUUUUGGUGUUCGAGAGAAGUUUUUUCAUUGGUCCACAGACACAGAGCUUUCUGCCUCUGAAAUUUCCCCAAAUCUCCCAGGGCCCUUUGUGUGCCUUCAGUUUCCUAACAGCAGUCAUACUUCUAGUGGUAUGAGAGCUGAGGCAGCAAUUAUGAGAAAGUAUUUAUGCAUAAAAAUGUUUAUGUAUUGCACCCUGUUUAGCAAUGAAAGCUGAAAUCCAGGACUCCAGAAAACAGGAAUCGGAUGUAUCGGGGGGGUAUCCCACAUCCCUCUAUUAAAAACAAUCAGUCUUUGCUGAUAACAAUCCAAGACUCCUCCUUCAUCCAGGAUUUAUUCAUUCCCAUUCUUUCUCUCCUCGCAGAUGUGCAGUGCCUGUACGGCGGCAAUAACAAACCUGAGGAAAGAGCAUCUUCAGGCAGGUUUUUAGUCGGAUAUGAUGUGGAUGUGAACAGACAGAUACUGAUUUUGAUUUGAAGAUUUCCACUGGUUUCUGCCUUAAGCUUGACAAGGGUGAGGAGAGCUCAGGAGUGUUUUCUUUAAUUAUGGUUUGAAGUGAGUUUCCAGGUGAAAAUGAUUAUGCUAUGCAUUCAGACUCUGCCUAAUGCCUUUACAUAAGAAAAAAGACAAAAAAGAAAGACCUUGAUGCCUGUAGGAGUAGACUCUAGAUGUGUUUUAGAUGCUUGAUUGAUUCCGUUAGCAUCCUGGAUUCGUCCAUCAGCCAACCUGCUUUGCCGAGGACGCGGUGCAAGCAUCUUAAUAGGUUCAGUUCUGAGUGAGUGUGCAGAUGAGUGUUUGAUGUUCGUACCAAAUAUGCUGUACAGAAGACAGGAAUCUUAAGAGUCCUACUUUCAACAAGAGAAGCACACACAUGUAUUUUAGGCUAUGCAAAUUGUAACAACAGCAAAUGUGAGAUAUGAUGUUAUAUAUGAGAAAGGAGAUUAUAAAAUAGGUGUAAAGUCGCUUAUGAACUUCACAGAGAAAAAAAAACAACCUUCAGAUAGUGCGAGUAUCAUGUCACUAUGUAAACUAUUAGAAUGCCUUAACUCUUGUUUGAAAACCAGUUUUCAGUGUGUCUGUAUGCUGUUCUGGGUUGUUGUUAUUUUUCUAUGCGUAAGACAUAAGUUGGUAACUAUUAUUGUUAUUUUUGUUUGAUUUUUUUUUUUAGGGGGAAUUGUGGACUUUAAGGGUGGGGUGGGAGGGAAAAGAUGUUUUGGGCUUUUUUUGCAUAAAGCUGCUUCUGCAGUUUGAAAGACGCGAGUCUACAAAAAAACACAAAAUAAAACAAACAAAACAAGCAAAAAAACCCCAUAAAAUUAAAAAAAAAUUAAUAAAAAAACUAAAAAGAAGCAAAACCAGCAUUGACAGUAAACUCUGGCUGCUGCCCUCGUCUGUCAUAACCAAAGACCGAACAAUAUGUUCCCACUUUACAUAAUAGUAAAGCAACAGAGACUGUACAACUCUAUUUUUGAUACUUUGAAAUGGAUGUCAUUCCUAAAAAAGGUGGGGACAUGAGCGUCUCAUAUAAUAAUAAGGGAAAUACAGGUUUAGCUUAUGUUUACCAAGCCUUGUAUUGUCAUUUCUUGUAUAUUUUGUAUGUUUCAAUUUUUGUAAUUUUUAAGACUGCAGUGCUUUUUGAAAUUAUUCAAAGGGAAUAAUACCUUGCAUCAUACUGUAGACUCUAGUGUAUGUCAAUAAAACCAAAAGCUCAGCCAUG
Messenger RNA from Maylandia zebra (zebra mbuna), 6793 nucleotides. RefSeq names its product nuclear factor of activated T cells 3a (gene nfatc3a). Gene Ontology annotation, cellular component: transcription regulator complex. Gene Ontology annotation, biological process: cytokine production; calcineurin-NFAT signaling cascade; regulation of transcription by RNA polymerase II. Gene Ontology annotation, molecular function: transcription factor binding; DNA-binding transcription factor activity, RNA polymerase II-specific; RNA polymerase II cis-regulatory region sequence-specific DNA binding. The record is from RefSeq and is a predicted model, not a curated record. Lineage: Eukaryota; Metazoa; Chordata; Actinopteri; Cichliformes; Cichlidae.